Rhinopithecus roxellana (golden snub-nosed monkey) is the source of this 2897-nucleotide messenger RNA. RefSeq names its product activating transcription factor 1 (gene ATF1). The record is from RefSeq and is a predicted model, not a curated record. Gene Ontology annotation, molecular function: protein binding; DNA-binding transcription factor activity, RNA polymerase II-specific; RNA polymerase II cis-regulatory region sequence-specific DNA binding. Bases 717 to 1538 code for a protein of 273 amino acids. Gene Ontology annotation, cellular component: nucleus; ATF4-CREB1 transcription factor complex. Gene Ontology annotation, biological process: regulation of transcription by RNA polymerase II. NCBI's taxonomy places the organism in Eukaryota, Metazoa, Chordata, Mammalia, Primates, Cercopithecidae. The transcript has 10 exons.
AGGCUUGAGCCACCGCGCCCGGCCCAGAAAUGCGUUCUUCUAAAAUGCUCUUUUUUCUUUGGAGUUUAUCAUGUGCAGUUACCUCCGUGUCUUAAUUAGAAUCAAUACUGUUCCCCUAAAGUCGAAUAUGUUAGCUCUUUAAUACUUGCCAUUAUCUUUUAGGGUUAGGUUUGGUCUGUGAGCUAUCUGUCCAUUCCUACCCGAUCACCAGCAGGUGGCAGUCCCUUCUGACUUUAAAUAUAGGCUGUGCUAUCUUUGCCAGUUUUUUGGGGUUUUUUGUUUGUUUGUUUUUAAAUAGAGAUGGUGUCAGAGGCGUGUGAACCAGAACAACUCCAUCUUAUACAGGAGCUGGGUAAAAUGAGGCUGAAACCUACUGGACUGCAUUCCCAGACAGUUAAGGCAUUCGAAGUCACAGGAGGAGACAGGGCAGUGAUGCCGCAAGCUCGAACACUAGGACCACUAAGGGAAAGGGAGCCCAGAAGCCUGGGAUGCUGGCAAAAGGAGUCAAGGAAACUUUUCAUUUGAGCUAUUUACAGUUUGUAGCAAUUGAGUAAAUAUAUUGCUGUGAACGAAAUUUGGGACAUAUUUGUUUCUCUAUAUCAGAUUUCUCCAGAAUUUGGAAACCAGUUGAAUCAAACUUGUAGAGCCAAUAAAAGCCCUUUGGGGAACUGGCCUCAUACCUUGCCUACACAGUUCCUGUACAAGGUUUCUGACCUAUGUUGAUUAUGGAAGAUUCCCACAAGAGUACCACGUCAGAGAGAGCACCUCAACCUGGUUCAGCAGUUCAGGGAGCUCACAUUUCUCAUAUUGCUCAACAGGUAUCAUCUUUAUCAGAAAGUGAGGAGUCCCAGGACUCAUCCGACAGCAUAGGCUCCUCACAGAAAGCCCACGGGAUCCUAGCACGGCGCCCAUCUUACAGAAAAAUUUUGAAAGACUUAUCUUCUGAAGAUACACGGGGCAGAAAAGGAGACGGAGAAAAUUCUGGAGUUUCUGGUGUCACUUCUAUGUCUGUUCCAACUCCCAUCUAUCAGACUAGCAGCGGACAGUACAUUGCCAUUGCCCCAAAUGGAGCCUUACAGUUGGCAAGUCCAGGCACAGAUGGAGUACAGGGACUUCAGACAUUAACCAUGACAAAUUCAGGUAGUACUCAGCAAGGUACAACUAUUCUUCAGUAUGCACAGACCUCUGAUGGACAGCAGAUACUUGUGCCCAGCAAUCAGGUGGUAGUACAGACUGCAUCAGGAGAUAUGCAAACGUAUCAGAUCCGAACUACACCUUCAGCUACUUCUCUGCCACAAACUGUAGUGAUGACAUCUCCUGUGACUCUUACCUCUCAGACAACUAAGACAGAUGACCCCCAAUUGAAAAGAGAAAUAAGGUUAAUGAAAAACAGAGAAGCUGCUCGAGAAUGUCGCAGAAAGAAGAAAGAAUAUGUGAAAUGCCUGGAAAACCGAGUUGCAGUCCUGGAAAAUCAAAAUAAAACUCUAAUAGAAGAGUUAAAAACUUUGAAGGAUCUUUAUUCCAAUAAAAGUGUUUGAUUCUUAAGAAAGAAAAUAUUUUUGUGAACUUGCAUAAAAAUUAAAUGGAUUUCUUAGUGGAGUUUUAUAAAUUAAAAGGUCAAAAGUUAAGCUUUUUAUUUAGGCUUUUCCAACUCAAGGAUAACUAUCUUAUGCACGAUAUCUAGUGACAGAAGGAGAAAGUGAAAAAUGACCUCAAGGAAACUGCGGGCACAACUGGAAGCUUUGUAGAAAUUAAACAUAUUCAAGGAGCAAGAAAUGAACUUUCAGCAGUCUAAAUUUUCUAAAUAACCAAUAGUUGCCAAUCCAAAAUGGCAGAGAAGAUGAAAUUUGAUAAACUGAAUUUUUAAAAGUAAAUCAAUUUACCCUACAGGUUUGCAUUUCUCUUUGCUGAAAUUUACCUUUUUUAGUUAUAUGUGUGUGUGUGUGUGUGUGUUUCUGCCAAUAAAUUCUAAAUUACAAAGGUAAGAGAAAACCUAGUACAUUACUAAAUAUAUAAAGUAUGUGUUCUGAUUAUGUGUACUUGUUCUAGUGUCAAGUCUUUUUAAGUGGGUUUUUUAAAGUUUGUUUAUUGGACUUGAAUGGAUUUUUGAGAGUGGGUUAUUUUUAAGAUCUUAUCCUAAAAGGCAUCUAAGGUACAUGAAUGGAGUAUGGUGAUUUUGUAACAUUUGUUAUCAGAAUGGAAAAAGAACUGUUUAAAAGUUUGAUACUUUUAAAUAGUUGGUUUUUUUGCUUACUCUGGUAAUGGUGAUUUUCUACAAAUACAUAAUAAAUUGUUCUUUUGAUUCUAUAUUCUGUAUGCAGUUGAAUAUCCAUUACUUAUUCUGCUGUGCUUUAGUAGAAUGGAAUGUUUACAGGCCCUUAAAAUAUUAUUUUUUAAAAACCUUCUGAAGAUGCAUACCAAAGUUUUUCCAAGAAGAUUUUAUAAUCAAUUUAAUAAUGUAAGGUUUAUCAGAUUCUAUUAUAGUUAUUAAGGCAAUUUUAUGUUAGAGACUAUUUUGUAAUGUAGUGAAUGGUACCUUUAUAAGAAAAGUGACUGCCAAUAUAUUUUUAUAGCUGAUCUUUAUAAAUUCUAAUGUUGAGUUUUUAAUGAUUAUUUUAAAUGUUUAUAUAGUUUAGUAAAAUUUGCAUCUCAAAGUAUCAUUUUUAUAUUAUAGGAAGUAAAGUUUUCAGAUUGGCUAAUACUUGCUUUGUAAAUUUUGUAUGCAGUUUAUCUAAAAUUCAGAAAUACUGUCAGUACACCAGUGUUUAACAUCUGUAUUUCCAAUUUGUAUACAGUUUAAAAUUGUACUGCAGAACUGUUGUGUGCUUCUUACACAGUAUGUAUCAUAUUGUUGUCUGUGAAAUUAAAGGACAUUUGAUAGUCUACCGAAUGUAAAA